Molecule: messenger RNA, 1385 nt
Organism: Vespa mandarinia (Asian giant hornet)
Lineage: Eukaryota; Metazoa; Arthropoda; Insecta; Hymenoptera; Vespidae
Gene: Xrcc2
Product: X-ray repair cross complementing 2
Biological process (GO): double-strand break repair via homologous recombination; DNA strand invasion
Cellular component (GO): Rad51B-Rad51C-Rad51D-XRCC2 complex; centrosome; replication fork
Molecular function (GO): ATP binding; ATP-dependent DNA damage sensor activity; four-way junction DNA binding
Source: RefSeq, a predicted model, not a curated record
UGAUUCUUCAGGAAAUGGAAAAAGCUGUAUUUUCAUAUAAAUAUAACUUCAUGUAUCAUAGAUUUCUUGUGAUAAAAAAAACAAAAAUGAUAAUAACAAGAAAUUUGAAUAUAAAGUAUCAUCGUGAUUAAUUAAUACCUAAGACGAUAAAUAAUAGAACAUAUAAUUACAAUGCAAUCAAAUCUCGAAAGUGGAUUGCAAUUAAUUACAAGGUUAAGAAAAAAUCUAUGUGUUUCAGAGUUUGACGACACUCUUUUUUUUAACGGAUUAAAAAAUACGGACAUUAUAGAAAUAACUGGAGAUGUAUCCAGUGGAAAAUCACUUUUGUUAGCGAACAUUCUUGCUAAGUGCAUACUUCCUGAUAGGUACGACGAUAUUCAUGUUAAAGGUCUUGCAGCUUCAGCGAUAUUAAUAAAUACUGAUUGUCAUUUUCAAAUAUCAAAAUUAGUUAAAAUAAUGACGACGAUUGUGACUGAUGUAUAUAAAUCCAUUGAUAUAAAGAAAGUAAAUAAUGAAACGAUAAAUAAAAUUGUUAAUGACGUGCUCGAUAAUUUAAUUAUAAUUAAUUGUUAUGGAAAUGAUCAAUUUCUAUUAACAUUACAUACGUUAGAAAGUAUAUUAUUUUGCAAUGAAAAGAUUGUAAUUUUGGCAAUCGAUAGUAUAUCAGCAUAUUAUUGGCAAACCAGAGAAAAUAAUGAUAUUAAGUCUCUAGAUACCUACGUGAUAAAUUUAAUAAAACUUAUUCGAGCAACCACAUCUCAAUACAAUGUUAUAAUGAUUUAUACAAGACCAAGUGCAUUGACUAUAAAUGAUAUUAAGUCCAUAAAAUUUAUUACUACAAAUAUUUUAAAAGAAUUAAAUUAUAUUAUUCGCUUAUUUAAAAAUAAUGAUUCAGAAAAACAUUUGUGCUUAAUAGAGUCAAAAAAAGAAACAAGAACUAUUAGCUUUAUGAUUAAUACUGGUAUUAUUAAGUGGAUAACAGAAAGAGAUUAAUUAAAUAUUUACACUUAUAAAUUUAAUCUUUUAUUCCCAUUAAAAGGACUUCAUUUACUAUGUCUGAUGGAUUUAAUAAUCGAGAUCCUGCUAGUGUUAUGGAACAAUUUGUUUUAUAUAGGGACACUAUCUCUUGAACUUUCCUACUUUCUUCCGGUGUAAUGCCACCAACAACAUAUAUUAAUAUCCAUGGGUUAUCUGCAGGAUGACGUUCUGCUUUGCUUUUCGAAAAAAGGCUAUAACAUAAUAGUUUAGAUAUUAUUUGGUCAUAGAUGAAGUAUAUUAUAUAUACUUACUUGAAACUAAUACUGGAAUGCAUUGAUGUUGCGUGUAGAUCAUGAAUUUUAGGUCUCUUUGGAUUUAUUAUAUCUUUAACUAAUUGUUCUAAUAUA